AUGGGGUUUGCACAGGCCUCGACGCUUGGAUCUCUUGAGGCCCUAGUGGAUUUCUUGAAAGUCGGUAAGAUUUCUGUGUCUGGGAUCAAUAUCAGACCUGUCCACAAGAAAAACGCCAUGCAAGCUGGUUCAACACUGGAGAAAGCGAGAGAAAUGGCUUGCAUUAUUUGUUCUGACGUUCCCGUCGAUAAGGAUCCUGAACGUGUAGCAGUAGAGAUGGGGAUCAGGUUAUUCAGAGGUGAUCUACUUCAGAUUUCCACACGACAAUCUACUUGCACAGGAUUUCUUGACCUUCAUGCCGCUCACGCCUCGGAAACCUGGGCCAAGUACAUCAACAUGCACACUGGUCGUCAAAAUGAUGCCGCUACAGCUUACAUCCACAGCGUCAUGGAUUGCACCAACCCUCGUGUCAACCGUGUCAUCUUCGAGAGUAACAAGGCUGUUGGAGUCGCAUAUGUUCCUCUUGUAAUCAUACUCAUAAAUCGCAACUCCUGGAGACUGUCGUCAAAGCACACAAGUAUGUCGUUAUCAGCAGUGGUACCCUCAGCACUCCUCAAAUUCUCGAGUGCUCUGGUGUGUCGGCCCUUGGCUUUCUCAUCGGUUGUACCUUUGCGCCUAAUCAACAAACUUCACUGUCAUGCAAUGGUUAACCACCGUAUUUGGGUAAGAGGUCAUGCCAGAGACAUGGAUAUGAAUGCCCCUCCACAUGGUGUCCAAUUACAACUGACAAGUGGUAACGCGACAGAUCCCAUUCCGAUCGACGAUACACAAGUUGCGGCCAAUCAUGGAUACUUCCAGUUCAAAGCUACGCCUGGCGUGUUCCAAUUAGGUAUCAGAGAAGGGAGAGGUCGGGGUAUAUUUGAGAUGGAGAGUGUUGGAAAUGAAGGGUGGGAUAGUCCUAGCGUAGCUGAAGUUAGAGAUGAAAUUACAGUCACGAGCUUUGAAGCACUGACAUUGUAUCUGAGGUUGAUGAGGAAGAAGGGGAUGGAGAAGGUUGAUGUUCUGGAUGAGGGCAACAAUGAAGAUGUUGAGGGAUUGUCGGUAAUUUUGUAUCAAAUCAAUCUUCAGUCCAUAGGAACCUCACUCAGCGUCGUUUGCAGGAGUGAACAAGCAGAAAUCAACACUUUCACAAUUGCUUCUGGACUGCUAUACAAGGUAUUUUCCAGGCGACUUUCUUCCAACUUUCUUUUUCUAAAAGGCAGACCCAAGUGUUUUGUUGGAAUCAUGAUUUUGAGCGUUCUCAAAAACAUCAAGAGCACUGUUAAAUUCUGGUUCAUUGAAAACUUCCUUUCCCCUCUUUCCUGGAAUUCAUACCGCAUCUUGCUUCAGCCUACAACUUCUAGUACGAGUUAG
Messenger RNA from Marasmius oreades (fairy-ring Marasmius), 1353 nucleotides. RefSeq lists its product as uncharacterized. Gene Ontology annotation, molecular function: UDP-glucose:glycoprotein glucosyltransferase activity. Lineage: Eukaryota; Fungi; Basidiomycota; Agaricomycetes; Agaricales; Marasmiaceae. The record is from RefSeq and is a predicted model, not a curated record. Gene Ontology annotation, cellular component: endoplasmic reticulum. The coding region runs from base 1 to 1353 and encodes 450 amino acids. The transcript is spliced from 8 exons.